CACCAUGUUAGGUAGUAUUGAGUUGUGGUCAGUCUAAACAGUUCCUUAACUUUUCCUUUCUUACGAGUGCCUCUGAUGCUUCCACCUUGUAUCUGAGGACUGACAACAUACAUCGGUAAAUCAUGGCUCCCCGUAAAGGAAAGGUUCAGAAGGAGGAGGUACAGGUUCAACUUGGCCCACAAGUGCUUGAUGGUGAGAAAGUAUUUGCUGUAUGUCACAUUUAUGCCAGCUACAAUGAUACAUUUGUGCACGUGACUGAUCUGUCUGGUCGUGAAACUAUUGUCCGCAUCACUGGAGGGCAGAAAGUGAAGGCAGAUCGUGAUGAGUCUUCUCCUUAUGCUGCUAUGUUGGCUGCUCAGGAUGUUGCAGAGAAAUGUAAAUCACUGGGUAUCAAUUGCUUGCACAUCAAAAUUCGAGCCACUGGUGGCAACAAGACUAAGACUCCAGGACCAGGUGGGCAGUCUGCAUUGCGAGCUUUGGCUCGUGCUGGCAUGAAGAUUGGUCGCAUUGAAGAUGUUACUCCAGUUCCCUCUGACAGUACACGCAGGAAGGGAGGUCGCCGGGGUAGGCGUCUGUAGUUUGAUUGCUGUAAUAAAUUUCAUCAUUUAUAAGUUCUUAUCUUCCCUAUUACAAGUAUUAGAAAGACCCAGCUACCUGUAAACAGAUGGGUUUACAAAUGUAUGUCUAGUACAUCAUCACAGUGCAGUGGUACCUCGGGAUACGAAUUUUUUUCAUUCCAGAAGGCUGUUCCGAGUGCUGAUACCAAACGAAUUUGUUCCCAUAAAGAAUAAUGUAAAUCAGAUUAAUCCAUUUCGGACCCUCAAAAAUACAUUUACAUAAUUGUUCGAGUUGUGAGCUGUUUGUAUCCUGAGGUACCACUGUAUUUGCAUUAUAUGUUGUACUGCAAUAGCUAUGUUAACUGAAUAAGAAUAACUUAUUUUAGUAAAAUAUGUCAUCCUGAGCUUAGUCAUUUUCCCAGGUACUAUAAUGUCUCCUAUGGGUUUAAUGCUGUCCUAUGAAUGUAAUAAUAAUGGUAGAUUUUGUCAAUUCAAAGGUCACCAAUGACAUGCAAUUUGCCUUUGUCACUGUUUCUAUUGAAAAUACUAAACAGUUCUUUUUUUUUUUUUUCCUUGGAUCAAACAUGAAUGCAUUACAUUCCUCAAAUGUUCUGUGACCCCUACAUGUUCAGCGCCUCUCUGUGAAUAAAUUUAAAUGCGUUUACAAAGGAUCUCUGGUUCGUGUUUUUCAAGUCUUGAAAUUUCAAGCUACCAUGUGUUACUUUUAAUGCUGGUUCUCCAUUCAGUGAAAAGAAGAUGCCUUUGCUGGUGAUGGACUCUUGGUCGAAGUUAUUUGAGGGUUCAGUGCUCUUUCCUGAAUGUCCAUUGAAUGUAGUUCCUUGAUGAAGGGUUCUCAGUCAUAGGAAUUGUAUUUAGAUUCUGUUGCCUUGGAUUGAACCUGGUUGCUUUCCAUUUACCAGGUGCAAUGUGACCACUGUGGGUUUAGUGCUUUCCUCUAUAUAUAAUAAUGACAGGGAAUUUGAGUGAUUUCCAAAUCAAACAAUAAAUCUCAUUCCCUAGUUGCUGUGCUCCCCUCAACAGGUUAAGCAUUUCCCCAGGAAUAUAAUGGUUCUCAAAAUCAUUCCCUUUCAGUGAGGUUACUUGAUGCUGGUGGGAGACUCUUGAUGUAAGGAAUUGAGCUGGUGCUUCCCUUUCUUGAAUUGAACCAAAAUGCCUCUUGUUCCCCCAGGUGCUUUAUGACCCCUAUGGGUUUAGCACUCUGUGAGUAAUAAGUGUAUGACCCCUAUGGGUUUAGUGCUCCCUGUGAAUAGUAAGUGUAUGACCCUCUGGGUUUAGCACUCCCCCAAGAAUGCAAUAAUCUCUAAAUUGUUGCUCUCGCUCGAUUUCGUUCAAACUGCCUCUUCACUGCAGGUUGUCUUCCCUUCCUAUAGUAUGUAGUGAUAUUGAGAAUGCUGUUAUGUUAUGCAAGUGUCCUUUCAAACUCUUGGGCUACCAAAGCAGGGUUACAUUUUUUCAGGUUACCUUCUAAUGUAAUAACUGGCUGACCUCUUGAAGAAGGCCUUACUUUAUACUUUAAAAACUACAUGCAUUUCCUAACGUUUACAGAUAACUAUUGGGUUGAUAAUGCCAUAGCCAUCCACAACCAUGAUUCCUUAAGGGAUUUCAUGGUUACAGGCCAGUUUCUUUUAAGUUUUUACUGGAGUUAACGAGUAUUUUCCCAGCAGUUAUGUACAUUUCUCAUCACUAUCAUACACUAUGACCAUAUCUGCCUUGUCAUUCAUUGUUUCCAACUCCCAAAGUGCAUUACAAACUACUGAAAAUUUUGACUCUCCUUGUCUCAUCGUCCUUUGUACGUAUACAACUUGGGCUGUUGCAUUUUUAGAUUUUUUUUUUUAAGUUCCUUGGACAUGACAGUAUUCAAGGCCAUGAACAAGCAGACUCGGCAACUCAGUCAGCUAUUCACGACUUCACUAUUUCUUGCUGGGGUAUUCUUUUCAUGAACUAAUUCUCAGUACUGUCAACAAUUCCAAAACUGUUGGCAACAACACUGGUCCAGGUUACAAUAAAACAAAUUGCUUUUAUCAAACCACAAUUGCAAUUCUGCCCAUCUUCCCACAACUGUGAUUUGGUGAACUUCACUCACAAUUACGAAUCGGACACACAAAACUUACAUGUGGAAAAACGCCUGAGGCCAUUGUAUAAGAGCUGUUUUGUCACUUCAGCAUAUCUUAAUUAAUAGACUGCUCUUUUUAUUGGCUAGCACACAGGAUUCUCUUCCAUCAUCUACAGCACCCAAAUAUACACAUCAAUUGACACUGAGAGGCUAUUUAUGGAAAUAAAUCUUUUUAUGCAUAUUUCAAUUUUACAUUUGCCCUUGCCCAUCACUUCCACUGUCUCCUACCCCUUGCACCCCUUCCCAUACCUCCGUAUGAUCCAUACAGGUUCAGCACAAAAUGAAUAUACAGUAAUAAUUUGUGGCUAACAAAUUUAACACUUCCUUUGAAUAAAAUAAAUACCCACAAAUAUAAUAUUUACAUCCAUAAUGGUCCAGGAUAGACUGAAACCUUUGAAAAUAUGUCUUACAUUUUAUGUCCUCUCAAGGGGUCUCUCGAUAAUAAUGAAGGGCUUUCAGUCCAGGUAAUUGGAGCUGCCCUUCCUUCAAGGGGAUGCCUUGAAGCAGAUGAGAUUUUGAUCCAAGGAAUUUGAACUAUGUUGAGCCAGAUUAUUUCUUACUUCCCAGGUGUUGCAUGAAACUGGGUUUUAUGCUUCCUUGUGAAAAUAUAGUUUAAUGUGAGUUAUUUCAUCCAGUUUCAAGAGGGUACCUUGAUAUUAGUUGUGUUCUUGAUUCGAGGAAAUGGAACUACCAACCCUUUAGGAUGAAACCUGAUCACCAUUUGUAGUGUACCCUAUACAGAUGAAUAAAUAAUUUUAAUACA
Cherax quadricarinatus is the source of this 3454-nucleotide messenger RNA. Its product is annotated as small ribosomal subunit protein uS11. Gene Ontology annotation, cellular component: ribosome; cytosolic small ribosomal subunit. Gene Ontology annotation, molecular function: structural constituent of ribosome. The record is from RefSeq and is a predicted model, not a curated record. Gene Ontology annotation, biological process: translation; ribosomal small subunit assembly. Lineage: Eukaryota; Metazoa; Arthropoda; Malacostraca; Decapoda; Parastacidae.